Molecule: messenger RNA, 1438 nt
Organism: Lacerta agilis (Sand lizard)
Lineage: Eukaryota; Metazoa; Chordata; Lepidosauria; Squamata; Lacertidae
Gene: TWSG1
Product: twisted gastrulation BMP signaling modulator 1
Exons: 4
Coding region: 16-684 (222 amino acids)
Biological process (GO): regulation of BMP signaling pathway
Source: RefSeq, a predicted model, not a curated record
CCACGUUCAAGAAAGAUGCGGUUGUGUUACUGCGUGGCGGCGGCACUAAUUAGUCUGCUGUUCUUCUGGAUCCCAUCCUCAAUGUGCUGCAACAAGGCUCUCUGUGCAAGUGAUGUCAGCAAGUGCUUAAUACAGGAGCUGUGUCAAUGCCGACCUGUUGAAGGGAACUGUUCCUGUUGCAAGGAGUGCAUGUUGUGUCUGGGCACACUGUGGGAUGAGUGCUGUGACUGUGUUGGUAUGUGCAACCCUCGCAAUUAUAGCGACACACCUCCCACGUCCAAGAGCACCGUUGAGGAACUGCAUGGGCCAAUCCCCUCUCUUUUCCGAGCGCUUACAGAAGGGGACACCCAGCUGCACUGGAAUAUUGUUUCGUUCCCCGUCGCGGAAGAGCUGUCCCACCACGAGAACUUGGUCUCCAUUUUAGAGUCGGUGAACCACCCCCAGCACCAGAACGUCUCCGUUUCAAGCAACAACGUCCACACGCCGUUCUCCAGCGACAAAGAAGCCACGUGCACGGUGGUUUACUUCGAUGACUGUAUGUCAGUACAUCAGUGCAAGAGCUCCUGCGAAUCGAUGGGAGCAUCAAAAUACCGAUGGUUUCACAACGCCUGCUGCGAAUGUAUUGGACCAGAGUGUAUCGACUAUGGCAGUAAAACUGUAAGAUGCACAAAUUGUAUGUUCUGAAUCCGGAAGCUGAAUCUUUUUUUUUAUCACAGACACCAAAAUUAUUUUUUUAUUGAUAAAGAUUGAACUUGGGAGGAUUGCCUGAGAAUGGAAUAGUUGCAGCGCAGAGGAGAUGUACAAAAUCUUAAAACAUGUAAUUCCAACCCCGCUCCCUUUAAAUAAGGUAAAAUACAGUGUUAACUAGCAAAUGUGUGUUCUCUUAAAAUAUUAACCAGGCUUAUUAGAGUUUUCUUUGAUUUGAAUUCACCAACUUAUGUACAGGAUCGUCUUGUUGAGGAGGGGGAGCGUGAAGCUUCACAGAAAUUGCAACUAGAUCCAGAAAUCCAUAAACUCUGGAAUUUCCCCAAACUUUCAGAUUUGGACUGGUGUGUAGCUUGAUGCAGCGUGGCACACAGAUUUCUGUCGUGAUAGGUAUUUUUAAAAGUAGGGUGGCAGUUACAUGGAAGUCUCCAUCCACCACCAUUUGCUUAUAAGAAGGAAAGAAUCAAUAUUUUUUAACUCAAAAUAUGUGUCCGCUUCUCUUUGUUUCUUGCUCUAGUUCAAAAAAGAGAACAUCCAUUAAUUGAAAAUUAAAAUAUAAAUCAUAGUGAACUCAGAAAUAACUGAUAUGUAAGCAACAAGGAAGAGAUUUGGAUGAAAUGUAGUUGUGUCAGGAUCUUCUGCUAUCUUUCUUAUGUACAAAUCUUACUGAGGCUCAAUAAAGUAUAUUUUUAAAAGCCGGCUAAUUCUAUUUUUAUAAAAUUUAUAUACUUGA